This is a messenger RNA of Nylanderia fulva, 618 nucleotides long. Lineage: Eukaryota; Metazoa; Arthropoda; Insecta; Hymenoptera; Formicidae. The record is from RefSeq and is a predicted model, not a curated record.
AUGGUGCGAAUGAUGAUCAACCUUGCGCCAGCGGUUUUAUACAAACCAUAUGCAAAGUCCAAUACGAUAUUUGGUCUCCUACAAAAAAGAAUUACAGAGGAUCCUAACGUUUUGGCCGCAUCUGACGGGUGCUUUGAGAAGUCUUGUUUUUUUUUUCCUUUUUUGUCGACAAAGAGUAAUGGGAUUUUUCUUUUUCACGGCAAACUUUUGCCGGAUAAUUUCUUGAGAUCUAUCAUAAGAAAUAAUUGCGAUCAAAAAAAUUUCUGCAACAAUGUGAUAUCUAUGAUUUUCGGUACUAAUCGCGAACAGUUUAAUCACACUCUACUGCCCGUCAUCUUCAGUUACUUUCCGGCCGGUGCCUCGAUUAAGACGACGGCGCAUUUCGCUCAGAUAAUUGAAUCGGGCGAGUUUCGUCAAUAUGACUACGGUCGCGCGAAAAAUCUCGUGAUAUACAACUUGGUGGAGCUUCCGGAAUAUGAUCUAGCGAAUAUCACGAUACCAGUUGCUUUGUUCUAUUUCGACGAUGACAAGUUGAUCAGCUCGAUGGAUUUGAAGAGGUUGUCCCAUGUAUUACCCAACGUAAUGGACUUAUAUCAAAUAUCGGAGUCCCAAAUUUAA